Messenger RNA from Aspergillus melleus, 2338 nucleotides. RefSeq lists its product as uncharacterized. Gene Ontology annotation, biological process: pentose-phosphate shunt. The coding region runs from base 236 to 2338 and encodes 700 amino acids. NCBI's taxonomy places the organism in Eukaryota, Fungi, Ascomycota, Eurotiomycetes, Eurotiales, Aspergillaceae. The record is from RefSeq and is a predicted model, not a curated record. Gene Ontology annotation, cellular component: cytosol. Gene Ontology annotation, molecular function: transketolase activity. The transcript has a single exon.
ACCUUACUUUAUAGUAUUACAUACUAUUAGUGCUAUCGCGUUGUUCCAGGUCCAAAUUGCAGUAUCUUGUUGGUCCAUACCAGCAUAUAGCCGGCGGGUAUAUGCCACGCAGCUGCUCUGAUUGCCGGAUGUCUAUGGAUAUUAGCAAGAUCAUGAUGCUCUAAUAUAUCAAUAACGCUCAUUUCAGUGAUGAACAGCUAUAUUCAUUGAUAAACCUUUCCUAUCAGUUUCGAAAAUGACCAUCCAGACCACCAUGACCGAGAAUGAACCCCAUCCGACAAAGAACGCUAUUUCGAACAAUGACCAAGCCAUUCGAGAUCUGCGAAAAAUGAUCAUAGACUGCUGCCGCCAGAACGGGGGCGGUCACGGAGGCUCAGCCAUUGGCAUGGUUCCCCUUGCUGUCGCUCUUUGGCGUCAUACGAUGAAAUUCAGUCCCUCAAACCCAAAUUGGUUCAACCGAGAUCGCUUUGUCUUGUCCAAUGGGCAUGCCGCUAUACUACUUUAUACCAUGCUAUAUACCAGCGGGUAUGCUGACAUGACUGUCGACGAGUUGAAGCUGUACGCCAGCGCCAAAAGCCCGGGAAAAGACGGCCAAUGGAAGUCAACGCUGUGCCAUGGUCACCCUGAAAGACAAGUGCCCGGAAUUGAGGUCACCACCGGGCCCCUUGGUCAGGGUAUUGCCAAUGCAGUUGGGCUGGCCAUCGCAUCGAAGCAUCUGGCAACGCAGUUCAACAAGCCAGGCUAUGAAAUCAUCACGUCGAGGAUAUACUGCACCACCGGUGACGGUUGUCUGCAAGAAGGUGUCGCGCAAGAGGCCAUGGCCAUCGCCGGUCAUCUUGGACUUGACAACCUCGUUCUAUGUUACGACAACAAUCAGGUCACCUGUGAUGGACCUCUUUCUUGGAUUGUCUCUGAGGAUACCAACGGCAAAAUGCGCGCACUGGGCUGGACUGUCAUCGAUGUUUGGAAUGGGGACAGUUCGGUUGACGAGAUUCUGGCCGCUUUGCAACUGGCUCAGAGGAGCACCUCGAAGCCCGUCUUCGUUAAUAUCCGGACAACCAUUGGGUAUGGAACUGCAACCGCUGGUACCGCGAAGUCGCAUCACGGAACUUACUCUGAUGAAGACGUUGCGCUGUAUGCGAAUGGAGACGGAGCCGCGCAGACGCAUACCCUCUCCGAUCAGACCAUCGAAUUCUUCUCCCAGCUGGUAGAUCAAGGAAAUGUCUUUGAAGCAGAAUGGAAUAGUCUUGUGACUUCUUACGCUCAAAGGUACCCCGAAGAGGCUGGAAAGUUACGGAAACGCAUGACAUGCGAGUUGAACGUCCAGGAUCUUUUUCAACGGAUGAACACACCUCUUGAUCCGCAGGCUACAAGGCAGUUUAAUGGGUACGUCUUCAACACUUUAAUGGACAACAUUCCCCAGAUGCUCGCCGGGGGUGCCGACCUGUGGAAUUCCAACCAGAUGGGAGACCAGCAAAGUCGAAUCCUUGACCAGCAUCACUUUAACGGCCGUGUUAUUCGCUAUGGCAUUCGUGAGCACUCCAUGGCUGCUAUUUCCAACGGCCUGGCAGCCUUCAGCCCCGGUGCCUUUCUUCCUGUCACUGCCACCUUCCUCAUGUUCUAUCUGUACGCAGCUCCGGGAGUACGAAUGGGUGCGCUCAGCAACCUGAAAGUGAUUCACGUCGCGACACACGACUCUAUUGGCGAAGGACAGAACGGUCCGACUCAUCAGCCAGUUGAGGUGGAUUCAUUGUUUCGUGCUAUGCCCAAUCUUCUAUAUCUCCGUCCGGCUGAUGAGGAAGAGGUAAUCGGGGCCUGGAUGUGUGCCCUGGACAUUACGGAUCAACCUAGCAUUAUCUCUCUGGCGCGAGACCCUCCGGGGGUCAGAAUUACGGCUACCAGCCGUGAUAGAGUGACUCGGGGCGGCUACGUUGUCUUGGAGAAUGAAGAUGCUCAAGUUACUCUGGUUUCCUGCGGCUCCGAGCUGCAAUUUGCCUACGGCGCUGCGCACAAGCUGAGCAAAAUUGGUAUCUUGACUCGAGUCGUUAGCAUGCCAUGCCUCGGUCUGUUUGAGAAGCAGCCAGAGGAUUACCAAAAUACCGUUCUAUCAACGAGCCGGCACAUCAUCUCGGUUGAAGCCUAUGUUUCGACAAUUUGGGCCCGGAUAUGCACUGCCUCAAUUUCAAUGGACUCCUUCGGGUACUCUGGAGCCGGAGCCGCCAACUUUCAGAGGUUUGGGCUCGACAGUGAUGGAAUUGUUCGCAAGGUGCAGAACCACAUUAUUACUGCCAUGAAUAAUCCUAGAAUUGCUGCACGCCGAUGGGUCCGGCUGCAGUAG